UCUCUCUCUCUCACUGUGCCCUUAUAUACCCCUCCAUUUCUCCCAUUACCUUCACAUCCACACCUUUCUUCAAACACACCAAACUCUCUCUUCUCUCCUUUUUCCUGUCUCUCUCCCUCUAGCCAAGUUAGGUUUCAAUAAACUCCAAUCAUGGCGAUAAAGAAGAACAAAGUGGCAGCGUCUCAAGUAGCAUCUCUAAAGACAAUCUUGAAGAGAUGCUCAAGUAUUGGAAAGAAGAAUCAAGGUAAUUGCUACUUCAAAGACGUGCCAAAAGGCCACUUCCCGGUCUACGUUGGGCAACAACGGAGUCGCUACGUGGUGCCAAUCUCAUGGCUAGCUCAUCCUGAGUUUCAGACACUCCUCCAAUUAGCCGAGGAAGAGUUCGGGUUCGAGCACGACAUGGGUCUCACUAUCCCUUGUGAUGAAGUUGUCUUUCAAUCACUCAUCUCCAUGUUCAGAUAGAACUCGGUCUAGAUAGAGAAUGAUAUAGCUCAAUUUUCAAGAUUAUGAUCUCGUUUAAGGUUUGUAAGGGACGUUUGAUCACUUUGCCAUGCACCUUCGAGAAACAAUAUAUAGGGAAUAUAUAAAUGUAUGACGAUUUAGGUUUUUUUCUUUGCUAAGAAGACGGAAUCAAGGACGGGCUGCGGGCACCGCGUCAAACAUCAACUCAAGAUUGUAGCUAUUGUGAUAUAUCUAUAUUAUUAAAAGAGAAGUACUCUUUUAAAAUACCCCAAAGUUUUUGAAGUUAUUUACAAUGGCAUGCCAUUGAGAAUUAAAUUGAAUUUCCUAUUUUAAUCUUUGUCUUUUUCAGUUAAAUUAAUGUUGUUUUGUUUCUUUCCUAUUUUAAUGUUUGUCUUUUUCAGUU
This is a messenger RNA of Raphanus sativus (radish), 865 nucleotides long. RefSeq names its product protein SMALL AUXIN UP-REGULATED RNA 9-like. The transcript has a single exon. Lineage: Eukaryota; Viridiplantae; Streptophyta; Magnoliopsida; Brassicales; Brassicaceae. The coding region runs from base 151 to 462 and encodes 103 amino acids. The record is from RefSeq and is a predicted model, not a curated record. Gene Ontology annotation, biological process: response to auxin.